AGGGCCACAUUUUAAGACCACUGAUCUAUAUAACUAUGGGAUUGCACUGAGCAGCCACCAAUCAGAUCCAUUGUGCUAACCUGUACUGUGGAAAGUGAAAGCUGUUCUCUGAUUGGUUGCUAUGGGCAACACUAUUUUCAUGAAGAAGGCCUAGUGUCCCUUAUCAGCCUGAGGUCUGAGUGCAGUUCACACAAUAUAGGACCCUGUAUAUAGCCUGUAUUAUCUAUGCUCAAGGGAAGGAUACAGCUAUGGCAGCAAAGACUUCAUUGAAUAGAACAAUGUAUGAAGAUACAAACUCAAAGAGCCCCUGUUCUGUUAAUCUUGACAAACUUCUUGAGGAUUUUUCACAGAUAGAGAAGACAUUUGCAGAGGUUAAUGGAAAUAAUAACCUGCUUGAAAUCCAGCUGGAGAAACGGAGCCGAAUGUGGAAAAUUAGUCAGACAAAACAACUGAGCCUGGCAGAAGAGUGCACCGCUUUACAAGAGGUCAUCAAAGGUCUGCAGGAAACCAUUGAAUUACAAUUCAGCAUGAGAGAUGAAAAUUCCAACCUUAAGAAGAAAGUAAAUACCUUGGAGGAAAAGUUACAAGAUGUUACACAGGAGUAUAAGAAAAAUAUAGACUCACUCAUGAAUGAAAUGAGAAAAAAGGAGGAAAAUUCCAUGGCUCAAGUGCAAAAGAUCCAGCGUGAAAUGGAGGAGAAAUUACUGACUAAAGAAGAAGAGAAACAUAAUCUUCUGUCAACAAAGGACAAGGAAAUAUCAGAUCUAUGGAUACAGCUACGAACUCAAGAGAAAGAAAAGCAGAAAGAGAUGAUCAAACAGCAAAUAGAGUUUAAUGCCAAACUGGCACGAAUCCAGAGCAAGAAUUCUAAAUCCUACCCAGAUACCAAUAGUUUAUCUCACAACAUCUAUAGAACGAAGUUACAGCAUUUGCAAGAAGAAAAGAACAAGGAGAUUGAAAUUCUCCGCAACACAAUUAAAGAUUUAGAAAGAAGGCUCAGCAGCGGAUCAGACUCCCGCCUGAAAAGGAAACGCUUCUGAAGAAUGUCAAGCAGAUGGAUAUUAUUGCCUUGGUGUCAAAACACAUUUACAGGAUUUUCAAUUUGUUCCACAGCUUAAAUGGUUUAAAGAGGAUUUACUUCCAAAUGUUAACAAUCAAAACUUAGUGAUAACCAAUGUUAAGGAAAUGUUUAUUUGUUUUUGUUCUCAUAGAGAAAUUAGAAAUGCAUUUAUGGCUUAAUGCCAGGGGGAUGCCUUCUCCUCAAGACAGCCAGAACUUCAAAGCAAAGAGUUUGUGUAAGCAGGUGUAUGAAAAUAAAAAUUUACUUUAUGUACACAAAAUUAGAGGACCGAUUAUGAUAAAGUCUCUAAUAAUAUAAAAAAUUAAGUCAUUCAAGCUCUUCCCUAAGGCUAUGUUCACAUGCCAGAAUUUCUGCAUUGAACGCUGCAUGGAAUUCCACAUAAAAAUUCUGCAUAAAUUUAUAGCAAAUACAUUUCAAUGAGAUUCCGCAGUCCCAUUUACACAGCAUCAUUUCUGCUGCAGGAAUUUCAUUAAAGUGAAUGUGCAAUUCAUUACUGCAGAAUUUUCAUGCAGAAUUCCGUGCAGAAAUUCUGCUGUGUGAACAUAGCCUUACAUGUUCUGAAAACAAACAUUAUUUUUGGGAUUACACUCAUGGCAUAGUGAAUGUACGGUUCCUUAUCACAGGGCUGUAUAGGCUACAAGUGCUGCCAUAAAGGCGUCAUAUGUAAGGAGAUAUAUACUUUUCCCAGAAAAAGUAUGUUUUAUGCCUGUCUCAUUAACAGUUCUCAGUAUACAAAAAAAAAUAUAUAAAAUAAAAAUAAGCUCUACAGAGAGACUAGUUAGUUGGUUAGCUGAUUGGAAAAAAAAGUACCUGAUAACUUCCAUAUUUUAUCAAUAUCUGUUUUAUUGUAUCUUUUCUGUUACUUCUGUAUUUGUACUAUACGUAUAAACACAAAACGAGGACACCAAAACACAUUUAAUAUUUAAUUUUUUUAUUUUUUUUGAGAAAUCCAACAUAUUCUUGAAACAUACAACAGUCCUGCUUCAUAGUAAUGCUAUAAACAUUUGGUCAGGUUUACUAGGAGUUCAUUUCCCUAUAAACCCUCAUUGAUUUAUAACAUUUGCUAUCAAAGCCAAUUACAUAACAAAUACUUCUAAAAUCUCAAAACAUAAGCUUUAGUCUAUGAGAUAGUAUGACACUCACAUAAACAACAAUAGUAUACUACUGCUAUUGCACAAGUUCAUAGAUCGAGAAUAGAAAGUGUAGCUUUAUGGGUAAUGUUUAGCGAGUUACAAAGCUGAAAAUAAAAACAAGAGUGUUCUCUGGAGUCUAAAGUUUGUUGUUGAAAAAAAAAAAUAGAACUCAAAAAGUUCGACUUCUUCCCUAGCUCUACAUC
Hyla sarda is the source of this 2417-nucleotide messenger RNA. It is a transcript of the gene CCDC152, whose product is annotated as coiled-coil domain containing 152. Bases 249 to 1040 code for a protein of 263 amino acids. Lineage: Eukaryota; Metazoa; Chordata; Amphibia; Anura; Hylidae. The transcript has 9 exons. The record is from RefSeq and is a predicted model, not a curated record.